GUCCAGCUAUACAAGCAAGCUGCCACAGCCAGCUAAGAAGAGAACAGCCUUGCAGCAGCAGUGAAAAGGCAACCUUCAACCCCCAAUGGACAUCACCAAGACUUCGACAUGGAGUAAAUGUGUCAGCUGCUAUCAUCAGGUGACUGGAGCUGUGAUGUUACAGUGAUCACUUUAAAAGUUUCCCCAUUUUGUCCCACCAGUCUAAGAAAUACACUCAAUACCUAAAACAGACUGCCCUGGUGCUUGCCAUAUUGUUCAUGUCACUUACUACAGCAGUAUCUGUGCCUUUAGAUCAAAUAUUUCAGUAUAUUGAAGAACAUCAAAAUGAAUACGUGCAGAGACUCAAAGAUUGGGUGGCCAUAGAAAGUGACUCCAAUGACCCUGCAAAGAGACAUCUGGUUAUAAACAUGAUGCUUUUGGCAGAAGAGAGGAUAAGAAAGUUAGGUGGAACAGUUGAGAUGGUAGAUCUGGACAUGCAAGAGCUACCCAAUGGAAACAAAAUCUCUUUGCCACCAGUUAUUCUGGCAAACAUUGUAAAAGAUCCAAAAAAGCCUACCGUUUGUUUUUAUGGGCAUAUGGAUGUGCAGCCGGCAAAAAUUGAGGAUGGAUGGUCAACAGAGCCUUACAUAUUGACAGAGAAAAAUGGCAAUCUCUACGGACGAGGUGCAUCUGAUGACAAAGGACAAGUUCUGGCUGUGCUGAAUGCAAUUGAAGCACUUCAAAAACAUGAACUUCCUGUUAAUGUAAAGAUUCUGCUUGAAGGUAUGGAAGAAGUAGGGUCCAUUGGGCUAAAUACGCUAGUUGAACAGAGAAAUAGUACAUUUUUUUCUGACGUUGAUUACAUUGUGGUCACUGACUCCGCAUGGCUCAGCAACAAACCUGGUAUUACAUAUGGGACAAGAGGAAACUGCUACUUCUUUGUUGAGGUAGAAUGUGCUAAACGAGACUUACACUCAGGGGGCUUUGGAGGAAUAUUACAUGAAGCAAUGAAUGACUUAAUAUUUCUAUUAAACACCCUGGUAGAUUCCUCUGGUCAUAUCCUGAUCCCUGGAAUUUAUGAAGCAGUAGCUCCUCUCACUGAAAAAGAAAAGAAACUCUAUGAAGGAAUUGAAUAUGACCUGGACCAGAUUAUGGCCAAAUAUGGAAUAGAAGAGUUUCAUAACAAAACUAAGGAAGAAUUAUUAAUGCAAAGAUCACGCUAUCCAUCUCUUUCCAUCCAUGGAAUCGAAGGAGCUUUUUCUGCACCUGGAACUAAGACUGUAAUCCCUGCAAAAGUAACUGGAAAGUUUUCAAUACGUGUGGUGCCGAACAUGGAGCCUUCUGUAGUAAAGAAACAGGUGACUGACUAUUUGAACAAGAAAUUCACUGAACUGAACAGUCCUAACAGCAUUAAAGUAACCAGUAGCAUAGGAACAAAGCCCUGGCUAUCUGACAUAAAUGAACCUCAGUAUUUGGCUGCAAGGAAAGCAAUUAAAAGAGUGUUUGGAAAAGAGGCUGACAUGAUCCGUGCAGGUGGAACAAUUCCAAUUGCCACACAUUUUCAGGAGGUGACUAGAAAGAGUAUAAUGUUACUAGGAAUAGGAGGACCUGACGAUGCUCCACAUGGGCAAAAUGAAAAGAUCAGCAGGUACAAUUUCAUUGAGGGAACAAAACUAUAUGCAGCUUUUCUUCAAGAACUUGCUACUGUCUAAAGAAAAAAGAAUAUGGCUUAGUAAACCUUUAUAACUAUCUGUAUUUGCUUGUUUGAUAAGCACAUAUCACAGAACAUAUUGGAUUUCA
Molecule: messenger RNA, 1779 nt
Organism: Chrysemys picta bellii (western painted turtle)
Lineage: Eukaryota; Metazoa; Chordata; Testudines; Emydidae
Source: RefSeq, a predicted model, not a curated record